Molecule: messenger RNA, 1002 nt
Organism: Phyllotreta striolata
Lineage: Eukaryota; Metazoa; Arthropoda; Insecta; Coleoptera; Chrysomelidae
Source: the annotation of a GenBank genome assembly
AUGGCUUUGAUAAAAAACUGUUUGUGUUGCAGCGUUGCGAUCGCGUCCGGAUUUUUCGCCGCUUAUUUGUUGAUCGCCUACUUGAUAGCGUUCGCAUUCGAACUGCUAUGGAUCAUCGAAUCGGAGGCGGCCUUGCCCAAUGCCGCCAUACUCCUUUGCGCCGGAUAUUUCACAAUGGCGCUCUUCGCCGCUAUGCUAAUACACGGUUUAGCAACAAAAACCACCGUUUGCCUGCUGGGGUGGAUGCUCUCGGUGAUGCUCCUCACCUUUCCAGAAGCCGGACUCGUCAUUUACAUGAGCAUUCAAUAUUGGAGAAUAGAAAGCAUGUUGGGAGUAACGGAAUUAUCCUGCUGGUUGAUCAGGAUAGUCGUGAACCUGGUGGAAAUCAUCCUGAUACAUUCGCUACAUUCCGCUUGGAAGCACGAGCAACUGGUGCACAAGAGAUUAAGAGACUUGAACUUGAUGAACGUGGCGGUACCGGCGGAGAACGCGCCGCCAUUGAACAGCCAGUACUACCACAACAACGGCUACGAACAUUCCAUGGAACACAUCGAAGGGUACAAUUCAAUGCCGGAUAUAUGGAACGCGAUACCGAUGUUCAGCUACGGAAUGUAUAGCACGAGCGAAUUCAACGCCAGCAUUUUUGUGCCUAACAAUUCUAUAGGUAAAAGGGCCCAAUCGAUGAUGGACCUUCGACUGCUUGAAGAGCACGCUAUAUUCGGCGAGAAACCCGCCGGGGAAGUACCUGCAGCGCCGAAGUUAUCCAAAUGCGCCUCUUUGGACGCGUUGAACGGCGAGAAUCGCGUGAUAAGGAACUGCACGGGGUUCUACGCGCGCCCCAUCGAAGACUACGGCGUGCCGAUCUACUACGGGCCCCUCGACGGCCCCGAUUUCCUCGUCUACAAGAAGCGCCUGGACAAAUCGUCCAGCAGGAAUUCGCUCAGCAACACCACCAACACGUCCGCGGACGACGUGCACAAAUACAGGGACAUCGCUCUAUAA